This is a messenger RNA of Paramecium sonneborni, 1197 nucleotides long. Lineage: Eukaryota; Ciliophora; Oligohymenophorea; Peniculida; Parameciidae. The record is from the annotation of a GenBank genome assembly.
AUGCUAUAAUUUAAAGGAUUCAUAAUAUUCGAUUUAAAGAGAUCACAAUUUUUCUUUGAAAUGAGAAGAGACAUUGAAUAAGACCUUAAAUGGUUCUCUGUUCAGAAGGAAAUUAGAAAAAAAUUUAUUGACGAAGAUGUUUUGGAGGAUAAAGUGUUUGAGAUGCAAUCUGCUUUAGGAAAAGUAAGGGGAAAAUUCGAUGAUUUUUAAAGUAAUUAGAUAAAUAAAUAAUAGAAAGGUUUUUGAUUCUUAUUGCCUCAAAUUAAGUUGAGGAUAUUUAUUUAGCUGAACUAUUAAAUGAGAUUUUUGCCAUCUUAAUUAUCUAAGAACAUUAUAUUAAGGUAAAUCAUACUUAUUAUACAGUUCUUCAAAGAAGAGUUAGAAGUUUAAGCUUUUUUUGAUGUUGAAAAGAAAAUUCAAGAAAAAGAAAAUUAUUUAAACUAAAACAUAUAUUCAAUGUAUGCUUUUCCUAAUCUAUUCUCAUAAAUUUAAUAAUUUAAGAAGCUUUAAAGUUUUAAUGAUUUAGACUUAGAAAUAGAAGAUCCACAAUAACAAUAAUCUGAAUUCUCCUCAACUCAGUAGAUUAUUUUUAAAGGAUUUACAAUUUUUGAUACUUAUAGAUAAUGCUUUUAUAUGUUAAUUAAAAGGGGAUUCGCAAAUGAUAAUAUUUGGAAAAUUUAACGAAUGCAAAUAUAACAAUUUUUAUUAAAAAGAUCAAAGGCUCCUUUGUAACACUUCUUUUUAAAUUUUGAAAUGGGUCAAUUCUUAUUUGAAUAUGAUGUUGAGGCAAGUAAAUAAUUUAAGUUAAAACAUCUAGGAAAUUAUUUUAUACUUCUAACAAAUUCAAAUUCAGCAUAGCAUCCUUAAAAAUUAUUGCUUUCAAAAUUAAAAGGUUUAGUAUAAAGAAUUCCAAAUUAUUAAAGAGUAAUUUAUUAAAAUACAUAGAUAUAUAAACCAGAAUUAGAAAAUAAAUUAAAAUCAUAAUUAUUGGGAGUAAUUGAAGCAGAAGAAAAAAAUUAUUAUUAAAUAUAUUUUCCUAAGUGGAUAGACAAAGAAAAAAAAGAUAACAGAAAAAUUAUAAAAUAAAGAGGAAUGACAGAAAUUUCAUUUCAAAAUAAAGGAUUAACAUUCUAUGAUGAACUAUCUUUAACAGAUUAUCUAACUUAAAGAGAUAAAUUUUUAAAUGAUUUCUAAUGA